Fraxinus pennsylvanica is the source of this 405-nucleotide messenger RNA. The record is from the annotation of a GenBank genome assembly. Lineage: Eukaryota; Viridiplantae; Streptophyta; Magnoliopsida; Lamiales; Oleaceae.
AUGAUCCUGUCUUCGGCAAUUGCAGAACAGAAGAAACAAAAAUUCUCUGAAAUAAGAGGCGGAUUGGAGGAUGCUGAAGCACUGAUUCGUAAAAUGGACCUUGAGGCUAGGAGUUUGCCUCCAAGUGUGAAGGCUGCCCUUCUUGCCAAGUUGAGAGAAUAUAAAACUGAUCUCAACAAUUUGAAAACUGAAGUGAAGAGAAUCACAUCUUCUAAUGCCAAUCAAGCUGCAAGGGAUGAUUUGUUGGAAUUGGGAACUACACACAUGUUUCGAAACCGAAUGCUGAACCUGAAGCCUCUGCCAGUCUGCCUGAUUCUGCUGACGCCGGACUGGUUGAAGGAGAAGACUUCGAGCUUCGGCCGCUCCCGUUCGCUACUUCGCCGGACGGAGGAGGAGGAGAGCUGA